AGGAGGUUGGACACUAGAGGGCGAUGCCCGGCUCCGCAGAGGAAGCGGGGGUAUAAAUAGCAGGCCGAGGGCUGGAGGAGACAGCCCGGGAGCAAGUCGAGCCGGAGCGAGAAAGAAACAGCCAGCCAGCCGCUGAGGAUUCGAGCCCGGCGCAGCCUCAGCCUGGAUCUGGCGGGCCCCCCGCCAUGCGCCGCGGCCCGCUUUAGCUACUCGAUGGAGCCGGGCAACUUCUACGAGGUGGACUCGCGGCCCCCCCGGAGCAGCGCCCUCCAGCCGCACCCCCCGCAGCAGCGCCACCAGCCCGCCCUGCCUUCCUCGCCCGCCGUCGCGGUACACCCGCACCUACCUUCGCACGCCCAGCAGCAGCAGCAGCCCGGCGGCGCCUAUAGCUACCUGGGCUCGGCGGCGUCGGACCUCCCGGACAUCUGCGAGCACGAGAACUCCAUCGACCUGAGCGCCUACAUCGACCCCGGCGCCUUCAACGACGAGUUCCUGGCCGACCUCUUCCAGCAUAGCCGGCAGCAGGAGCGUGCGGCCAAGGCCGGCGGCCUGGAGUACGGCAGCGGCGUCGGGGCGGGGAUGCCGGGCGGCGGGUUCCCACAGGGCAGCGGCGGCCCGCUCUACGGCUACGCGGAUAAGCUGGCCCCCACCGCGGCCUACGAGCGCCUAGGCGGGGGGGCCCCUCCGCUGCCCGGCCUGCGCCCCUUGCUCAUCAAGCAGGAACCCCACGAGGACGACGAGGCCGCGGCGCUGGCCGCCCUCUACCCGCCGCCCCCGGGGGGCCCCAACUGCAGCCACCUCCAGUACCAGGUAGCACAUUGCGCCCAGACGACGGUGCACCUGCAGCCGAGCGGGCAGCCCACGCCGCCGCCCACGCCGGCCCCCAGCCCGCACACCGUCGCCGCCCACCACCAGCACCACCACCGGCUCCACGCCGGGGCCGCGCCGUCGUCGGGCAAGAGCAAGAAGUCUCUGGACAAGAACAGCAGCGAGUACCGCGUGCGCCGCGAGCGCAACAACAUCGCCGUGCGCAAGAGCCGCGACAAGGCCAAGCAGCGCAACGCCGAGACGCAGCAGAAGGUGAUGGAGCUCAGCAACGACAACGAGCGGCUCCGCAAGCGCGUGGAGCAGCUCAGCCGCGAGCUCGAGACCCUGCGCGGCAUCUUCCGGCAGCUGCCCGAGAGCUCGCUCGUCAAGGCCAUGGGCAGCUGCGCCUGAGCGCUCCGACGACCGGACCCGGACUGCCGCCGCCGAGCUGCGCAGAGCGGCCCUGGGCGCGCUGGCUCGCUCUCGAUCCUUCGCUCUAUGUCUGCUGCAAGCGGUGCUCCGAAGCCUCUCCCGGGGAGGUACCGGGGCUCCGACGUGACUGGACUUUCCCCUCGGGGAGCCCUUCGCCCGAGAACUGGAGGAAAGGGGAGGGGGCUGACAGCGGAGCCUCGUGGUAUGUGAGAAGGCCCACAUUUCCCAGGUUAUUACUGAAAAACUGGUUUUGGACGCGCUUGCGGGGUUGAGAACCCAAACCGCCCCCUUCUGUGCCUUAGAGGGGGGGUGUCCUUCAUUGUCAACUGUUGGCUGGACUGGACAGGUGAUGUUAAGAGCCCUGGCAUCUCAGGCGCACCCCCUUCCCCCCAAAGACCCCAGGCAGAGGAAUUAGGGGUCUGCCAGAAGGAACUGGAGUGGGUUUGUGGCGAAAGGGAGUGAGCAAAAUGUGUCACAGAUGUGCCUGGUGGUGCUUUUGGGGUUGGGGAGUCUUCAGGUGUGAGGAGGAAAGAGUGUCAUGGGGGAUGCCACUGCUGCUUUUCAAAGAGAACCCCCUUCCCAUCUUAAAAGGGGGGCAGGCAGGUUGAGGAAAGGAGGGAGAGAAGGUGUGGACAUCUUUUUCUAAUUGUCAAGUCAUUCCACCCCCUUGGACAGAAGUUCAGGACCCAAAGGGAAACGGCUGCCAGCUUUGGGGCAGGCUGGGUCUCCUCCACCCUGCAGAAGAGCAGCGUUUUUGUCUGUACUGUAUGCUGAUUGUGGCGAACCCCCUAACUGAAAGACCUCUGGAUGUGGGAAUGGACAGGUUCAAGCCUCUCAAGUUCUUGGCUCCUCUCCCUCCGCCCCUGCCCUCCUGUCUGUGCCUUCUGUACUGUGAAAGCCAAGAGGUCCCCUUGGUGUCUGCUGACCCCUCUUUUAUUAUUAUUAAUAUUAUUAUUUUGUAUUUUAUUGCUCAGAUCCUUGCCAUCUCACCAGCUGGGACUAGUGGUGUCCUAUCCCUUUCUUUAAAAAAAAAAAACUUUAAAAAAAACUACUGGCUUCCAAGGCAGGGAAGCUGACAUUGGAGCCAUCUCUAGCUCCAACUCCAGUGUGACCUGCACGGAUUCCCUCUUGAAGGCAGGGAGCGAUUGGGUCUCGGACACCCAUUGCACUUGUAGGCACAGGCGUUUGGCUCUGGGAUCCCAGAGUUUCCAUUCUUAGGAAAAUGAGGGGAGACUCUUCUGUUUUGCUCUGACCUCCACUUGGACCCCACGUCCCAGUAAAGCACUUUUAACCAGCUGGUGCUUCUCCUCUUAAGAAAUAGCACUGAGUUUUAACCAAAGUGCCAAUUUUAAGUACUCUCAGUACCAGGUAGAAAAAUGUUUAAAAGUUUUUCUUCUUAAAAAUGAAUACCUGAAAAUUAAUGUUUUUAUAUAUAUGGUGUAUUUUGGAGCAAAGAUCCAGACCUUUAUACACCCCGGUUUUAAAACUCAUAAAUAAAAUGUAAAACAUCCUGCCAUAA
This is a messenger RNA of Rhineura floridana, 2758 nucleotides long. It is a transcript of the gene CEBPA, whose product is annotated as CCAAT enhancer binding protein alpha. The transcript has a single exon. Gene Ontology annotation, molecular function: DNA-binding transcription factor activity, RNA polymerase II-specific; RNA polymerase II cis-regulatory region sequence-specific DNA binding. Gene Ontology annotation, biological process: myeloid cell differentiation; DNA-templated transcription; regulation of transcription by RNA polymerase II. The coding region runs from base 214 to 1218 and encodes 334 amino acids. The record is from RefSeq and is a predicted model, not a curated record. Lineage: Eukaryota; Metazoa; Chordata; Lepidosauria; Squamata; Rhineuridae.